UGUCUCCGAAAAAUACGCCUUCGACCUUCUCCUUGCAGUCUUCACCAACAUUUCUUCCUCGAUCCUUUCCAAAUACGAACGCCGGAUUUUUGAGCUCAUAUUCACCCGUUUGCAGACCUCCAAGUCGCCUCGGACCGUCCGUUCCAGCCUCCUCUUCUUCGGAUUCUACACUGGAAAAUUCUCGCCCGAGGCCUGGGUGCACCUCCUCGAGUCCUUGCAGUCCGGCAUGACCCGAAUGGUUUUGACCCAGGUCUGGAUCCCCAACGUGCAAAUGGCGGCCAUCGCGGGAGGAAUGGAGGC
This is a messenger RNA of Nannochloropsis gaditana CCMP526, 300 nucleotides long. RefSeq names its product cellular apoptosis susceptibility protein. The annotation marks the transcript as partial. The record is from RefSeq and is a predicted model, not a curated record. The transcript has a single exon. Gene Ontology annotation, molecular function: small GTPase binding.